AUGGCCGGGAGGGCGCACGAGCCGUCUCCUGUCGAUGACCAGCCUCUUCUAUUCAAUGCCAACAAACUCGAGCCAGCGAAAAAGCGCAGACGCUCCCGAUCGCCUUCCAAUCCUACCCCAAAGCGUCAAGAUAAUCGUUCAGACUCUAGAAGAAGAUCACCUUCGCCCCGACGAAGAUCUGAUUCCCCUCCUGCUCGGAAGCAAAAGCGGCCAGGUCAGCGCGCCCGAAUCACUGAUGCCGAGCGACAGCAUAUAAAACAGAAGCAAUUUGAGCGCGAGAAAGAGUUGGAAGCGAUAGCCGCCCAGCAAGGAAUUCAUGAUGCCGUUAAGCAACAUUACAAUGCGGUUCCAGAGCGAGGCCGAGAUUGGCGCAAGACAGACAGUCGUAUCAAGGGUCUUCGAAGCUUCAACAACUGGGUCAAGAGCACAGUUAUUCAGAAGUUUUCCCCGGCAGAGGACUACUCUCCUCCAACAAAAGAGCGCGGAGGCAUGAGCUUCGAUGAGGGCUCAGCAAACACUCAAGGCCUACUGGUGUUGGACAUUGGAUGUGGCAAGGGAGGGGACUUGGGAAAAUGGCAACAGGCACCGCAACCGGUUUCAUUGUAUGUUGGUCUAGACCCAGCAGACAUCUCGAUCGACCAAGCCAAGGAAAGAUACCGACAAAUGUCUAGCCGUGGUGGGGGAGGGCGGGGACGUGGCAGGGGGGGUGGUAGAGGAGGACAUAACAGCAGACCACAACCACCCUUGUUUGAUGGCGAAUUCUACGUGCAGGACUGCUUUGGCGAGAGCAUCGAAAAGAUCCCGCUGAUUCGAGAUGUUGGCUUCGAUGGGUCUGGAGGACCAUCGAGAUUUGGCGGAGGUGGAUUCGAUGUUGUCAGCAUGAUGUUCUGCAUGCAUUACGCCUUUGAGAGCGAGGGAAAAGCCCGCCAGAUGCUCAAGAAUGUCGCAGGAGCUCUCAAGAAGGGCGGCAGAUUUAUCGGUACCAUACCGAACUCCGACGUUCUGAGUAGUAGAGUGGAACAAUUCAACGCCCGCCAGGCUCUCAAGGAGAAUGACAAAGCUAAGCAAGAUUGCGAGAAACCCGAAGACGAGAAAGACAAAGCUGACGAGGGAGAAAUCGAAGAAGGCGAGGCGGAAGCUAGUGCAGAAUGGGGCAACGACAUCUACCGAGUACGAUUUCCAGGCAAGACUCCAGCAGAUGGCAUCUUCCGUCCUCCGUUUGGAUGGAAGUACAAUUUCUACCUACAUGAGGCCGUUGAGGAGGUUCCCGAGUAUGUGGUCCCAUGGGAGGCUUUCCGUGCUAUAGCAGAAGACUACAACCUCGAGAUGCAAUAUCAUAAGACCUUUGACGAGAUCUGGCGAACGGAGAAGGAUGAUGAGAUCUUGGGUCCGUUGAGUGAGCGCAUGGGUGUUCGAGAGAGAGGCCGUGGAUCAUUGCUGGUGAGCGAUGGGGAAAUGGAGGCUGCCAGCUUCUACGUCGGCUUCUGCUUUUACAAGGUCUAA
Messenger RNA from Drepanopeziza brunnea f. sp. 'multigermtubi' MB_m1, 1503 nucleotides. RefSeq lists its product as uncharacterized. NCBI's taxonomy places the organism in Eukaryota, Fungi, Ascomycota, Leotiomycetes, Helotiales, Drepanopezizaceae. Gene Ontology annotation, molecular function: mRNA 5'-cap (guanine-N7-)-methyltransferase activity. The record is from RefSeq and is a predicted model, not a curated record. Gene Ontology annotation, biological process: 7-methylguanosine mRNA capping. Gene Ontology annotation, cellular component: nucleus.